Molecule: messenger RNA, 633 nt
Organism: Dentiscutata erythropus
Lineage: Eukaryota; Fungi; Glomeromycota; Glomeromycetes; Diversisporales; Gigasporaceae
Source: the annotation of a GenBank genome assembly
AUGGCUGGAGGUUGUGGUAUGAGUGACAGUGAUACAAACUUGAAUGUGAAAAAAGAUAGCUCAAAGACAAAGAGAAAAAGUAAUGAAGAAUAUAUAGAAGCUCAAUUACAAGCUUAUAUUUCAAGACUAAAAUCAGAUAAGAUUCCAAUUAAUAUUGGCAUCGAACAAGCAAAUUCAGUAGAUAAUGAACAAUGGUCGGCUUAUAUUAAAGAAGUAAAAAAAUUUUCAGAGGAAAUGAAGCAUAAUGCUGAAUGGACUUUUGUAAGUGUCUUAAUUAGUCAAACGAACAAGAUUAUACAAAUAUUGAAAAAUAAGAAAUUUAGAGAUGAUGACAAGCGUAAAAAGGAUUUAAUGACAAUUCUAACAAAUUCAAUCCUGGACGAUACAUCUGCUACUCAAGCUAGUCGAUGCAAACAGGUUUAUGAUCAUAUUACUGAUUUAAUAUUGAAAUUAGAGGAUCAAAAAAUUCUGAUAGAGACUUGGUAUCCUUUAUUAAACAAAGCUGAUAUCACCUACUACUUUCUACAUGAUUCAAAUUUCAAAAAGAAAAAAAAGUUUAAUCUCUACAAAGAGUUCAUUAAUCUAUUGGUUUCCGAAUGUAAAAAUAGUCUAACUAAGGCUGCACAAUCUUAA